Molecule: messenger RNA, 4775 nt
Organism: Aspergillus steynii IBT 23096
Lineage: Eukaryota; Fungi; Ascomycota; Eurotiomycetes; Eurotiales; Aspergillaceae
Product: WD40 repeat-like protein
Exons: 3
Coding region: 237-4775 (1512 amino acids)
Molecular function (GO): protein binding
Source: RefSeq, a predicted model, not a curated record
GCUGGUUUUCGGCGACUGGGCGAUCGGCUGUGAAGGCGUCUGCCUUUGGCGCCAAACGCAGCUUCAUGCAUGGUCGGGCGGGGUAGAACGCAAGAGGACUUUUCUUUCUCUCUUUCCCUCUCCCAAGAAUAACCCGCACUGUCACUCAGUUUCAAAAAUUUCCCUCCACUACCACAUAUACUGGUUAGAUUUGAACUUAUGCAGCAGGAAAGGCUACAUGGAUAACAGAGGUCUUCAUGGAAAAUAAAAGUGAGGGGCAACUUUCAUGGAGGCAAAGGGUUCGCCAACGCUGGAAAAGGGCAAAAGAAGAAAUCCCCCUCUCUUCAAGUCACACUCCGGUGACAACGCACCUGGAGAGGGGUUUUGAGCCAAACACAGGGAAUGAUACCGCAGGCGCUUUGCCUGAGCCUCUUGGUUUAUGGGAUGAAGCAUACGACCUUUUGAAGGGGGAAAAGCCCGAGCUUUUAUUAGGUUACGAGAGCCUCUUGUCCGAAUUAGCCAUUAACGUCAACCCAACUGCGAUAGUGCCAGGGCAAGAUGCGAACGAUCUCGAAAAUACAAUUCCCCAACACGAUGUGACAGCUCGUCGACAAAAGCUAGAGCAGAUUGCUGAGACUAGCUUUCAAAAUUUACAAGCCGGAAGUCUCAAAGUGACACUUUUUGGAAAAGAGAUGGCGUUGCAAGAGGCGGCCGGGAAGUUGGGCAAUGGCCUUAACUGGGUUCAAAACUACUCCAAAGAGGCACUCAAACAUGUCCCCUAUGCACCGGUUGCUAUGGCAUGCACAUCUCUCCUUCUUCCUUUGUUGAUCAGCCCAUCCAGGGUUGACGACGAAAACAGAACAGGACUUCUGUACGUCACGUCCCAAAUUCGAUACUAUAUUGAGAUGGAACACCUUCUUCUGCCUGCGUUCACAGAUCACAGGAUAAAAGCACAGAUGAGGGAGCACGUGAAAGGUUUGUAUAAACUCGUAAUUGAUUACCAGGUGCAAAGUGUGAUGAAAUUCAAUCGUGACCCUGUGAAGAACUACUUCCGAAGUGUAGCUGACUAUGACGGCUGGAGCGAUCAACUGAAUGCAAUCAAGGAAGCCGAGAAAACACUCAGAGGACGAUUUCAGGAGGCUGCCUCCUGGCUAAAUGUCAAAAGACUGAAUGACCUCGAAAUGGAAGCCGAGAAAUCACGCAUUACUCUGGAAAAUGUUACAAGUUUCACUCAGAAAAUUGAGCAACAUAUGUCUGAGGCCGAAUAUCGCCGUUGUCUGAAUACAUUGAAGGCUACGAACCCACAGUUGGAUAAACAACGGAUUGAGAAGCUUAAAGGUGGUCUCCUAAAGGACUCCUACAUUUGGGUGAUUGAAAAUCAAGACUUCAAGAAGUGGAUGAAUGGAAGAUCUGGGCAAAUUCUUUGGAUUAAAGGUCAACCCGGAAAAGGGAAAACGAUGCUGGUCUGUGGAAUAAUCGAUGAGCUCUCUCAAGUGACUACCCCCGACACCAAUAUCGCUUUUUUCUUCUGUCAAGCGACCGAGAAAUCCCUGAAUAAUGCCUCCGCAGUCUUACGAGGCCUUAUCUCUAUGAUUGUGAAGCAACAGCCUUCCCUAUUGAGUUAUCUUUCUGAAGGUUGCUUUGACGGCCAUAAUGCUUGGUUCGCCCUAAAGAAUACCUUCAACAGCAUUCUUAAUGACAAGACGUUGCAGCCAACCUACUUGUUGAUCGAUGGACUUGAUGAAUGCGUUGAAGACCGUCAGCACCUUCUUGAAUUGCUUGUCGAGCAUUCGUCCGCUCAUCAAAACGUCAAAUGGAUUGUCUCCAGUCGGGACUGGUUAGAUAUUGAGCGAGAGUUGGACACAGCCACGCAGAUGAAAUUGCAUUUGGACUUGAACGAGGAUGUCUUGUCAAAAGCUAUUCACUCAUUUAUUGAAUACAAGGUUGAAAAACUGGCGAACAGAAGUGUCCAGAGCAAGAAGAACCCCGAUAUUUGGAAAGCUGUUAAAGACCAUCUGCUGUCGAAUGCGAAUGGGACAUUUCUAUGGGUGGCGUUGGUUUGCGAGUAUCUUGCCCCCUUGAAUUGGUGGAAUGUUCGGGCGAAGCUCGAGGACUUCCCUUCCGGUCUUGACAAAGUCUACGACCGCAUGAUGAGCCAAAUUAUUAACUCUGAGAAUGCUGAGAUCUGCAAGUCUAUUCUUGGCGUUAUCGCGACCGUGUACCGGCCCAUCACACUUGACGAGCUUAUGGUCUAUGUUGACCUGCCUGGUGAUGCUAUCGACGCACUCACAGAUUUGAUUCGGCUUUGUGGCUCCUUUUUGUCUGUUCAGGACAACACUGUUUUCUUGAUUCACCUGUCAGCAAAGGAAUACCUCACAGAAAAGGCAUCCAGCGGAAUACUUCCCAGUGGGAAAGAGAUAGUACACGACAAGAUCUUUUCAAGAUCACUACAGACCUUCCGGGGAGUUUUGCGACGGGACAUCUAUAAUUUGAAAUCGCCUGGUUAUUCAAUAGACGAGGUCGAGCCGCCACACCCGGAUCCCCUGCGUACAGUGCGUUAUGCAUGUGUCUAUUGGGUUGAUCACUUUUCAUGCAGUAACAUAGAUGACAUCGAGACAUUGACUAAAGCAGAACGAUUGGUAUGUUUGUUUCUAUGCGAGAGUUAUCUUCAUUGGCUGGAGGCCAUGAGCAUUCUGCAGAGCAUUCCUGGUGCUAUCGCGUCCAUCCAAAAACUGGAAACGUUGGCGAAUAGCAAGCCAAGUUCCCUUUCACUCCGAAUCAGGGAUGCCAUCCGAUUCGUCCAAUACACCAAGGUGGCGAUUGAAAACAGUCCCCUUCAGGUUUACUAUUCAUCUCUCAUCUUCAGUCCUACGGAAAGCAUCAUGAGGCAAUGCUACCAUGAUAGAGAGAGAAAACAAGGCUGGAUUUUGAAAGAACCUUUGGUAGAAAGAAGUUGGAGCCCAUGUCUUCAAACAUUAGAGGGUCAUAGUUUCGAGAUCUUCUCAAUAGCUUGGUCUCCAGAGGGAAGUCAGCUUGCUUCAUUAUCAAUGGAUGGUCUCAGAAUAUGGGAUCCGACUACUGGCGAAUGCAGUCUCAUCCUCGAAGACAAAGAAACUUCUGGGUCUUCUAUUUGGUGGCUUGAUGACAUUCGACUCGCCCUGGUUUCGGACGGUACAAUCAUGGUGUGGAAUCUACGCAAUAAACAAUUCAUGCCAUUAUUUCAGAGCCAUUCGCACAAUAUUUGCUCCAUGGCCCUGUCUCCCGGUCGAAGUCGACUCGCAUUUGCAUCAAAGAAGUGCAUCUGGAUAUCAGACCUGGCUACUAGCAGCUUGGAAUCAAUGCGUCAGGGCCACACGAGAGAAGUCUCCUCGAUGUCCUGGUCUCCAGAUAAAUCUCAACUUGCAUCAUUGUCAGAUGACAAUACUAUUACGAUCUGGGAUACACAUUCUAUGGAGUGUCUCUGCAUCCUGGGAACCAGUGGUAGCAAUCUGAACUAUAUAGCGUGGUCUCCAGACGGAAGUCGUCUCGCAUCAGGGUCUUACAAUAUGACUAUCAAGAUAUGGGACAUAAAAUCACAAGAUUGUGUCUUACUCCGAGGUCAUAAUGAUGCGGUGGAACAGGUAGCCUGGUCCCCAGAUGGAUCGAAAUUCGCAUCAGCGUCGCAUGAUAGGACGAUUCUUAUAUGGGACCCCUAUACAUUGAAGUGUCUAUAUACCAUUGAGGGUCAUAGUGGCGAUGUGAUAUCGAUAGCCUGGUCUCCGGAUGGGAGUCACCUCGCAUCAGGGUCAGAUGAUACCACUAUCAAGAUAUGGGACAUUGGAGUUCAACCUCAAUCAUUUAGACGCGGUCAUAAUGAUCUCAUUUCUUCAAUUGCCUCGUCCCCUGACAGAACUCGAGUCUUAUCAGAGUCACUGGAUGAAACCGCUCGGUUGUGGGAUCCCACUAAUGGCCAGUGCACAACGUUACAAGGCCCUGCGGGCAAGAUUAGCAGAUUUUCGGGUAACUACAAUACAAGCAAACUGGCCUCAAUAAUAUCCGACAACACAAUUAGGGUAUGGGAUCCGACCACGGGGCGGUUGACGGUUUGCAAAGGCCAUGCGGACACUGUCUACGACAUAGCCUGGUCUCCUGACGAGAGUAAGAUUGCGUCAGCAUCAUUUGAUCGCACCGUUCGGGUGUGGGAUCCAAAUAACGGCCAUCAGCUCUCAAUUUGCGAAGGCCAUACCGACAGUGUUUACGACAUCGCUUGGUCUCCUGACGGCAGUCAAAUUGCAUCAACAUCAACUGAUUGCACCGUUCGGGUCUGGAAUCCAAUUACAGGUCGUCAGCUCAUUGUUUGCGAAGACAAUACCAAUCUAAUUUCCACUGUUGCCUGGUCUCAUGAUGGGAGUCAGCUCGGUGCAACAUCAAUGGGGAAAAUCUCUAUAUGGAACCCAGCGACUGGCCAGUGCAUCUUCAACGUCCCUAUUGCAACCGAUGGGUUCCUUCGAUUCGAUAGCAGCGACCCAGACUCUCUCCAUACUGGGCUGGGUAUGUUUGAUAUAAGGGAGUUGAAACCUGUCUCCACAUGGUGCAGUGACUUGAAUUCUGUUCCAAGACCACGUGGGUAUGGUCUCAGCGAAGAUCUUUCCUGGAUAACAUAUGAUGGAACCAAGGUCCUGUGGUUGCCCCCUGACCACCGACCGGACAGUCUAGAUGCAUUAGCCUUAACAACUACCGGUGUAAUCAUUGGCUGUGUAUCUGGUGUUGUUGAAUUCUUUGAGUUCUCAGCACUGAACCCUCUUACCGACCUUUGA